CAUUUUUGUCAGCUCGACCAGAACGGGGCCGAGUUGAAAAAAGCGAACCGUGAAAACGUCACCACCGCGACAGCGUCUGUAUCGCCUCAGGCCGUCAAGCCAUACGCCACAGGCCACGUCGAAAGGUUUAGAGCCAGUUUGGGAGGCGCCAAUGUGGCAGUACCAAGUUCGGCCCGAGAGGGUCGGCUCGAGGGUUGGUGCACACGAAAAGCCCUUGACGAGGUGAAGAUGGUCUGGUCACUGUUCACUUUUGAGGCCAUGGCAACGGAAAUCUGUCACACGCGAAUGCAUGUUUGGACCUGCCGACUGCCAAGGCCCAGACCAGCUUUGGGGCCGUCAGUCAAGAGUGAGUUCAUUUAG
Messenger RNA from Protopolystoma xenopodis, 360 nucleotides. The record is from the annotation of a GenBank genome assembly. NCBI's taxonomy places the organism in Eukaryota, Metazoa, Platyhelminthes, Monogenea, Polystomatidea, Polystomatidae.